This is a messenger RNA of Oreochromis niloticus (Nile tilapia), 2683 nucleotides long. Its product is annotated as serine/arginine-rich splicing factor 1. Gene Ontology annotation, cellular component: nucleus; cytoplasm. The record is from RefSeq and is a predicted model, not a curated record. NCBI's taxonomy places the organism in Eukaryota, Metazoa, Chordata, Actinopteri, Cichliformes, Cichlidae. Gene Ontology annotation, molecular function: mRNA binding.
UUCAGAUCUUUCAGUCCCACACUCUCCACUUUGUCUCUUAUGUGUUGGCCAUGAUCCAUUACUAGCUAGCCAGAUUUGCCUCAUUCUUUUUCCUCUUGCCUGGUCCACUUUGAUGUCUCCACAAUGGAUCUGCCUCCAUCUCACCCUGUCCCUGUCAAUCCUCUGCAUAUCCUCCUACACUACAUCCAUGAAUCUUCUCUAAGGUCUUCUUUUACUCCUACUUGCCAUCUCCAUCUCCAGUUUCAUUUGUCUAGUAUAGCCACUGUGCCCCCUCAAAUGUUCAAACCAUCUCUAAAUUGUUCAAACUAAGCCGUCGCUCUUAUGUACUCCCUUCUUGUUCUGUCCAUUCUGGUAAUUUUCAAUGACAUUCUUAACUUCAACUUUGCCACUUCCACCUUUGCCUUCUGUCUUCUUUGUGCUGUCUCUUGUUACUGUUAGGAGGCAGUGAGAGAAGAAAAGACUAACGUCUUCCCCACUCUUCUUCUAUCAUCUUUUGGCACACUAUUGUGCAACAGCACUGGAGGCGGUUGUUGUUAAUUUGGGCUUGGACUGAUUUUAGGCCAAAUGGCUUUCCUGACAGAAUCUUACCCGUUUGUCCAGGUCUGAGAGUGGGGUUAACUCUCUCCUGGCUUGGGUUAACGAUAUUCAUUAUUAUUCAAUAACUUCCUCAGGUGCUAGUUUACUUCAGUGGUCGAGCCUCAGGUUCAUUUAUAGCAGCUGGGUUCAUUUCCAGACCGCUGGCAUGUCUUUCCUGCUUUCUUGUCACAUCAUCACAGACCUAUUUAAAUAAAGGCAUUUCUUUAAAAAAAUAAAAAUGCAAGUAUUUGAUUCUUCCUGUGCCAACACAUGUAUAAACUGUGAUGGCUGAAAAGCUAAUGGGUGCUGAAACACGACUUUUAUACAUACUAGAACUAUUUUGUCUCUCGCUCUUGUUUAAGAUCACGUUUUGUCUCGCACUUGUAGCAGUGGUCUUCCGCUUUAUUACGUGUGCGUGAUGACGUACGCUGGCCCCGGCCUCCAUGCAGUAGCGUCAUGAGGGUCUUCCUCAGUAUUGGCACUCAUGUCACCAGUCCAGUUAAACUGUGAGCGCAUAUUUUAUUUUUACAGAUAAAAGCUGUGUCUUUAUUUAUCUAUUUUUCCCCUAACUGCUUGUUCGGGCCGCAGACAUUUAACUGUCACCCUAGCUCGCUGCUAGCGUUAGCAUGUCCGGCGGAGGUGUGAUUAGAGGACCUGCGGGGAGCAACGACUGUCGGAUAUACGUAGGGAAUCUCCCUCCCGAUAUCCGCACCAAAGACGUGGAGGACGUGUUUUAUAAAUACGGAAUCAUUCGCGAUAUUGACCUGAAAAACCGGAGAGGAGGCCCGCCGUUUGCCUUCGUAGAAUUUGAGGACCCGAGGGAUGCAGAGGAUGCUGUUUAUGGACGUGAUGGUUAUGACUAUGAUGGCUACCGUCUGCGUGUUGAAUUCCCUCGAAGUGGACGUGGAGGUGGAAGGGGAGGUGGUGGUGGAGCUUUAGGAACCCCAAGGGGACGGUAUGGUCCCCCGUCACGGCGCUCCGAGUACAGGGUUAUAGUCUCAGGCCUUCCCCCCAGCGGGAGCUGGCAGGACCUGAAGGAUCACAUGCGGGAGGCAGGUGAUGUAUGUUAUGCUGAUGUGUACCGUGAUGGCACCGGCGUGGUGGAGUUUGUACGCAAAGAAGACAUGACCUACGCCAUCCGUAAAUUGGAUAACACCAAGUUUCGCUCCCAUGAGGGUGAGACGGCCUACAUUCGCGUAAAGAUGGACGGCCCUCGCAGCCCCAGCUACGGUCGCUCACCCUCUCGUAGCGUAGUCGAAGCCGGAGCAACAGCGGGUCACGCAGCUACUCCCCACACCGCAGCAGAGGAUCUCCUCACUACUCUCCCCGCCGCUCCCGCUCUUGCUCUCGCACCUAGACGCACCUCCUAUGACAUAAACCAACAGCUCAUCCCAGCCGCUCGUCUCAGAGUGGAGACGACAGACUUCACAGAACAGAUCUCCGUCGUCUCAGAGUGGAGACGACAGACUUCACAGAACAGAUCUCCAUGGACCAUUUGCUGGAGUUCAGAGGAGCAGGAUAGGAUGGGAACAGAGGAGACUGUUCAUAUUAGGAUAAGCAGGAGGAGGAGGAGUCAGAUAUGGCACCAAUGGUUUGGACUGGGCUCAUUGUCUCCCCAUUCCGGAGCCGGAUUAGGAUUAGGCUUCAGGAUGGAUACAUGGAGCAGGAGCAUGGGAGCAAUUUACCGGGAGAGGAUCCCGACCCCUGACCCUGUCCACAUAACCCCAUCAAAGUGGAAACAUUUUAUAGAAAUAUUCAAACUUUAAAUUGGCCUUCAAACAGCAGAAAGAAAAUUUCUUUCCACACGGGAAGGCUUCCUGAUGAGAAUUAUUUUUCUUUUUUUAAAUUAACAUGAUCAAAGCUUGGUGUAAUCCAGGAGGAGGGCUGGGAGGUGCAGGAUGGAUCCACGCACAUAAGGAGAGUGGUAAAGCUAAACAUUAACACACUGACAGAGGGUGGGGAGACUCGGAGGUUACAGGAGGAUGUGACUUUAUGUAUGUCAUUUUUCUCUUAGGUCAGCGCUUUUCUGCAGAAGAUGCAUAUUCAUUAGGAUAAAUAUAAUCUCCAGUACCUUGAAAAAGCUUCAAUAAAAAAUCAGUUUACAGUU